CCAUUCGCACCUUAUUUCUCCCUCCCAGAGAAACCUCCUUCGCUUCCCCCCCCCUCCGAUCUUCCGUCUCUCCCUUUCCAUCAGCGUCCCCUUCGUGCGCCCCUGUCUCUCCCUUUGCCCUCUGUGUCUCCCCACGUCCCCACCCCCACCUCUCCUGGGCGCUCCCAAGUCGGCGGUGCCAAUGGAGAGCUCUGCCAAGAUGGAAAGCGGUCCCUCUAGCCAGCAGCAGCAGCAGCAGCAGCAGCAGCAGUUUUUGCAGCCGGCCGCCUGCUUCUUCGCCGCAGCGGCUGCCCAGAGCGUGCAACAGCAGCAGCAGCAGCAGCUGCAGCAGCUGCAGGAGCAACAGCAGCAGCAGCAGCAGCUGCUGCAGCCGCCGCAGCGGAGCCCGGCGGCCGGCCAGCCGUCGGGGGGCGGUCACAAGUCAGCGCCGAAGCAAGUGAAGCGUCCGCGCUCGUCCUCCCCGGAGCUGAUGCGCUGCAAGCGGCGGCUCAACUUCAGCGGCUUCGGCUACAGCCUCCCCCAGCAGCAGCCGGCCGCCGUGGCCCGGCGCAACGAGCGGGAGCGCAACCGCGUCAAGCUGGUCAACCUGGGCUUCGCCACCCUGCGGGAGCACGUCCCCAACGGGGCCGCCAACAAGAAGAUGAGCAAAGUGGAGACCCUGCGCUCCGCCGUCGAGUACAUCCGCGCCCUGCAGCAGCUGCUGGACGAGCACGACGCCGUCAGCGCCGCCUUCCAGGCCGGGGUGCUGUCCCCCACCAUCUCCCCCAACUACUCCAACGACAUGAACUCCAUGGCGGGCUCCCCCGUCUCGUCCUACUCGUCGGACGAGGGGUCGUACGACCCCCUGAGCCCCGAGGAGCAGGAGCUCUUGGACUUCACCAACUGGUUCUGAGCGCCCGCCGGGGCUGGGCCCGGAGGAGCCGAGCGCUUAGCGGAGGGACCGGCUGCAAAGCCAACGGCCAGGAGGUCUUUUUAUCCCUUUGCGCCAGCUACGUUGGGAGGAGAGGAGAGGAAAAGGAAAAAAA
Molecule: messenger RNA, 1025 nt
Organism: Tachyglossus aculeatus (Australian echidna)
Lineage: Eukaryota; Metazoa; Chordata; Mammalia; Monotremata; Tachyglossidae
Gene: ASCL1
Product: achaete-scute family bHLH transcription factor 1
Exons: 2
Coding region: 182-892 (236 amino acids)
Biological process (GO): regulation of neurogenesis; positive regulation of transcription by RNA polymerase II; sensory organ development
Cellular component (GO): RNA polymerase II transcription regulator complex
Molecular function (GO): DNA-binding transcription factor activity, RNA polymerase II-specific; protein dimerization activity; RNA polymerase II transcription regulatory region sequence-specific DNA binding
Source: RefSeq, a predicted model, not a curated record